AUGGCGGAAUGUCCAAGGACAGUUGAAACCAUAGCCGAAGAUUUAACGAACGACACUUUGUUUGUUGACGUCAACACUUCCAUCUUCAUAGAUUCCAGAACAGUAGAGCUAAAAUCAGACAUUCAUCGCCUGAAGUUCCUUGGAUACGGUGUUAUAGGUUCCGUUGUGAUCGGUUUGGGCAUUUUGGGAAAUUUAAUUAACUUAGUGGUACUUACCCGCCCUAAUCUUAAAGGUGUGACUUUUGUGUAUCUUACUUGGUUGGCUUCUUCUGAUCUAAUGACCCUUUUGGUCAGUGUGACCUCUUUACUUCGACUUCAUGGAAUUCAGCCUCGUAGUUUUGCCGCAUCUUUCUAUUAUGCGUAUGUGGAGUUAGCCCUUGUUAACGCCUUCAUGGCGAGCAGUGUUUUUCUGGUUGUUGCCCUAACCAUUGACCGCUACUUCUCGAUUUGUUUGCCUACCAGAUACAAAGAAGUUCACAAUGACCGCAGAGCUCGAAGAUCAAUAAUAGCUGCCUAUGUAUUAGCGUUUUGUAUCUACGUGCCCAUUUGUUUCCAGAAGGAGCCCGUUCCUGUAAUGAACCAACAAAAUGAAACUAUCUACGUCGCCUGUGAGAACCAGGAUGUAUUUAACCACACUGGAUUCCGAUUUUACUUGCUGAUAAAAGAAAUCAUCGUGAGGAUUGGGCCAGUGAUUCUUCUAGCCAUCUUGAAUACUACAAUCAUUGUGGCGUUUAGAAGGACAGUCCGCAAACGAAGAGAACUUCUGAACAACUCAAAGAGUAACUACAGCCAAAAAGAGAGCAACAGGAAGUUCAGAGAAGAGCGUCGUCUAGUGGUCUUAUUAGGUGGAAUUGUGAUUCUGUUCUUUGUUUGCAUGACUCCUGCUGCUGUCUUGACCCUCCUGAACAGCGACCACAAAGAACUCGAUUUUGGCUUCCAGCUGUUUCGUGCAAUCGCCAACGUUUUAGAGCUUGCAAACUUCGCUAUGAACUUCUACGUGUAUUGUCUGUGUAGCACCGAGAUUAGGAGGACGUUUCUACGACUCUUUGGCUGCAUUCACACCAAACUUCCAGAAAAAAGCUACAUCAGCCGACAUUCAUUAGAAAGCAGCACAAGGAUGUAA
Molecule: messenger RNA, 1122 nt
Organism: Limulus polyphemus (Atlantic horseshoe crab)
Lineage: Eukaryota; Metazoa; Arthropoda; Merostomata; Xiphosura; Limulidae
Product: probable G-protein coupled receptor AH9.1
Exons: 1
Coding region: 1-1122 (373 amino acids)
Biological process (GO): G protein-coupled receptor signaling pathway
Cellular component (GO): membrane
Molecular function (GO): G protein-coupled receptor activity
Source: RefSeq, a predicted model, not a curated record